Molecule: messenger RNA, 1356 nt
Organism: Ruditapes philippinarum (Manila clam)
Lineage: Eukaryota; Metazoa; Mollusca; Bivalvia; Venerida; Veneridae
Molecular function (GO): protein binding
Source: RefSeq, a predicted model, not a curated record
GAAAUUGAAACAAUGUUAACGGAAGUUUAAAGUUGAUUUUAUUUAAGAGAUGCUUUUAAUGCUGAAGGUAUAUACUUUCACUAUUAUUUGUGCGGUGAAUUGAUGUACAGUUAUUUGUUAACGGUAUACUGCAGCUUUUAAACUUUUAACGUGACAGAACUUUCGUCAAUGCAAUAUGGAGGUAUCGGGAAAGAAACUUCGUAAUUAUUGUAAACCUUGUGAGAAACGUAAGGCGACAACAUACUCAGAUGGCUCAUGUUUGCAAUGUGAAGAAUAUAUGUGUCAAAUAUGUUUUGAUACACAUAAGCAGUGGAAACUAAAUCAGGAACAUAAAUUGGUUGCAUCAGUCGUGGCAACAUCUAAUAGAAAAACACCCGAAUUCGAUAAAUGUACUACGCAUCUCAACGAAGAUAUUAAAUUUGUCUGUCCCGAACAUGGCCAAGUUGGUUGCGGCGAUUGUAUGAUAUUCUCCCACAAACCAUGUAAAGUAGAGUACAUUCUUGAACAUAUCGAUGAAUACAAAGACAGUAAAGAGUUCAAAAUGUUGCAGAAGGAAAUAGAGACAUAUGACAGUGACGCUAAAACUAUUUCAGGAAGCAUCAAGCGAAACAAGGACUAUAUUAAAGAUGUCAACAAAAAAUUUGCUCUUGAUGUCAACAUAUUCAGGGAUGAAAUGAUUGCACAUAUCAUGAAACUUUCUGAUGCAAUGCUAAAAUAUGGAGAUGAUAUUAUGGCAGCAGACAUGAAAAAAAUUGAAAACCUGGAAGAAGAAAACAAACGCCUUGUUGAUGAAACAAAUGGUAUGAGAGACACAUUACAAACAGAAGUUGAUCAGCCUUACAAAUUGUUCAUCAGUUCCUUGUCAUACAGACAAAAUGUCCAUCUCGUCCGAGACCAGCUUGAAAGCAUCAAAGCGAACAAUACAAUCGAAACGUACGACUUCAUGCCUGACUGUAAUCUCGAACAGUUGUUGGAAACUUGUAAACAACUAGGAGAGUUGCUUAAGCCAAACGAAUCUGGUGCAGCACUUAGAGAAAAAACAGUAAAAGCAAACACAGCAACACCGAUGACAAAGGAUCAAUGUUCACAAACAAAUCAAUCAUUGCUGGACAGACAACUUGUUUGCAAAAACCUCAUCAUUGACGGAGACUUAAUCAGUUGUGCUGUAAAAGCAAAAGACGACUGUGGUUUAUUUAUUGACAAACACACAAUUUCUUAUGGUGACAGUUUUGAAAUCGAGAUUGUGAGCAUUGAUAGAGGCGGAGGUAUAGCUAUCGGUGUGGUACCGGAUAACUAUCCAAAUAAUCUUCUACCUGGAUUAGGAAUUGAUUCAUGUGGAUACCAUUCAAACGGCAA